Molecule: messenger RNA, 1292 nt
Organism: Eleginops maclovinus (Patagonian blennie)
Lineage: Eukaryota; Metazoa; Chordata; Actinopteri; Perciformes; Eleginopidae
Product: small lysine-rich protein 1
Exons: 3
Coding region: 271-516 (81 amino acids)
Source: RefSeq, a predicted model, not a curated record
UGAUUUUCUUACCAUUUAGCUUUUGCCUUCUGCUCUUAUCUAUGGUGAGCUUGGUGUUGUUUUUAAGCCUAGCGGUAACUUGGACGCAACAAAAGAAUUUACAACCCCUUCCUUCAUCAGUGAGUCUGAUCCGUCUCUACGACAACAGGGCAUAAACAAAUGGGGUAUCAUUGUCCCAGUUGAAGCCAUUCAGAUGCCACAUACAGCAGUGCCAAGUCCAGAACUGAUGGGUAAAUAAACUUCAUAUUUGAAGUGACCUUGGCUUCUACCAUGCCCACCAAAUCCAAAUCUCGCAGUUCUGGUCCCGCAAAGAAGACUGGGGCUCCAAAAAUUCCCAAAAAGAGGUCACCCAGUGCCAAAUCCGCCCAGACAGAGGUGGACCUCCUCGGCCCAGCAGCCAUGGAGAACAUCUACUACAUUUCCCACAAUGCGGUGGACUGUCUGCAGUUCAGAGGCUUUGGAUGGCCAAAUUCAAAUAAAAAGAAAAACUAUGGAAUGCCGUUCAAGACAAAGUAACUAAAUAAAUAUGCUUACUAAAUAAAUAAAUGAGGCAAUAAAUAUAUAUAAAUGUAUGUGUGUAUAUAAAAACAGCCCAUGUAAACCAAAUAUUUACUGCUAGAACCAGUGCAAUGCAGAUAUAGAAAUGUAUGGAUUUUCUUUUUUCUAAAAGCAAAAAAUGUGCCAGUCCAACUUUACUUCAUUCAGGAGGCAAAAACUUCUUAACAGCAAUUUUAUUGUAAACUGAUUCAGAUUCAUGAAUGUGAAGAUUUGGCAGUUAUUGUCACACUACAAGCUUGCUCAAGGAAAACCUUUGCUUUUGUGGAAUACAACAGAAGAGAACAACUGAAUGCCCUAUUAAAAUUCACUUUAAAAGAACAUUGUGUACACCUAAUGUGAAUAUAAUGAAUGUUACGUGCAAGGAAUAACCAGAGUGCAUCAUAGAAAAGGCAACAGUGCCAUAACACUGGACCUAAAGUGUUCCCACUAGGCAGUUGUUAUAUUCUCUAAAUCCAGUUUUUGUACGAUUUAUCUUAUAAAAAUAGGCUACAAUGAGAACAUGGCUAUAAAACUAAGGUUAGAAACAAGUGUGGUUCCAGGCACUCUUAAUAUUCUUAUACACAUUUUACAUUAUCAAUGAAAUGUACACUCAUUGUAACAUAGCCAUGUAAAAUAAAUAGUUUCUCUCCAGGGUUGCAUCUGCUUGCUUUGCAUCAUGGUCCCGAUGCUCACUCUGGGGGCUUCUUCUUGGCCUCCACAUCUUUUUUGAAGGCUUCGAUUUUCUUGGCUAUGUU